GCAGUCACAUGAAUGGUUUGUUGUGAUCGUGACCGAAAUUCUGCUUUUAUAUCAUGUAGCUUAUAUGUUACACUGUUCGGUUUUAUAUUUGGCAGCUUUGGUGAAAUAAUCCGAGCGUUUCAUUUCAAAAAUCCUGACAUAAAGGCGACAAACAGGACGAAAUCUCAGAAAGCGAAAGCGCUUUGUUUAUGCUAAUGAUCGCUAACGUUAGUUGGUGAACAAAAAGACCUAAGUCAUGCUUCGGUGGAUUCUCGGUGGUCGGGAAGCUCAAAGCUCGGUGGAGAAAAGCCCUGUGCUGUGCAUUGGUGAGGAACAGCCCAAAAACUGGUUCACUGAGCUGCAGGUGCUGAAAGGACAUUUUGACAUUGUUCGAUUUCUGGUGCAGAUUGAUGACUUCAGAUGUGCCUCAGCAGGAGAUGAUGGCCUGGUUUUGGUGUGGAAUAUUGAGACCGGCGAGAGGCUGCAGGAGCUGAGGGGCCAUUCCCAGCAAAUAACAGCCAUAACCACCUUCACCUGUAAUAAUGGACUCACGUCGCACACCUCGCUCAUCACCGCCUCCUCAGACAGAAGUCUCAGUCUGUGGGACCCUGAUACAGGCAACAGGGUUCAGACCAUUUCAGAUCUUCAGUCUUCUGUGAAGUGCUUGCUGGUGCUGGAGCGUCUGUGUUUGUGGGUCUCCGGCGGAGAGGAGCUGUGUGUGUGGAACAAAGACUUUCAGCUGCAGUGUCACAGGCAGAACCACAGCGACACUGGAAUAACUGCUCUGAUAGAGCUGCCCAAGAACUGCGUAGCAGCUGCAAUGGAUAAAGAAAUAAUGAUCUACAGGCUGACAUUUUCUACUGAUUCCUCUGUGUCAGUGGCUGAAAUCCGCUGUCUGUCCGACCACCAGGACCAGAUUCGAGCUCUAAUCAACGUCAACGACGGGCUCUUCGCGAGCGGUUCCCACGCCGGCGAGUUGAUCUUAUGGGAUGCGAUUGAUUGGAACAUUCUGGCUUAUGAGCACAUCCUGUGGGAGGAAUCACAAACCUGUGCUCAGGCUGAAAUACGACUGGGGGCUCCCACACCCAGUGAGAUGUCCAUCCAGCAUCUGACCACCAACGGAAAGCUCAUCCUGGCAGCUGUGGGCAGUGGACUGUACGUCUACAGUGUUCUCACCAAAACAGUGGUGGCCUACAGGAAGGUCGCCCAUGACUCCAAUGUCUUACACACUAUGUUGUUAUCUGACAGCGAGUUGAUGUCCUGCUCUGAAGACGGCAGCGUGAGGAUGUGGGAGAUCCAAGACCUGCCUUUACCUGCUGAACCUGCCUCUGCAGGGUUCUUUGGGAUGUGGACUUUUGGCCGGUCAAACAAACAGACCGGUCCUCCGUCCAAGAAGGUCGUGGACAUCCCCAACAUCAGGACACUGGAGCUGACAGGAGACCUGAUCGGACACUCAGGGGCAGUGCAGAUGUUUGUGAGCUUCAAGGAGAACGGUUUGGUCACAUGCUCGACGGACCACCUGCUGAUUCUGUGGAAGGACGGAGACAGGCAGUCCCACCUCCGCAGCCUGGCACUUUUCCAGAAACUGGAGGAGAACGGAGGACUCUGAACUUUGACCUUUGUGUCACUGCCUUAAAGAGGAGAGGACUGCUCCGUGUUCGGCGCUGCUCGUAAUUCCGGUCGCCGAGGAGGAGGACUCGCUCUCGUCCAUCGGGAUCGUUUCCCCUGUAGACUAACAAGCCAAGACUCUUUCAGCUCGUUUGAGCUCCAGAUGACCAAGGUUGGAACAAGUCAUCCUUUUUAUUGUAUCCUAAUUAACAGACCUCCUGGUCCUGCUCAUGUGUUUUUAGAUGAAUUUGCUGAAUUUUUAUCCUCUAUUAUCAAACUGGAGUCAGUGCUAAUAGUUGGUGAUUCAUAUUGAUAAUCCCUCCUGUAAUAUUGCUUCAGAACUAAUAACCCUAACUAAUUCUUUAAACUUGACAUGUUUCUGGUUCCACGCAUGAGAAAGGCCACACUCUUGACUUGGUUUUCUCUUUAGGCCUGAGUAUUGACCACAUAUAUGUUAAGGACAGUGAGUGAUCACUUUCCACUUUUACCACCGUCAAGUGCUAUUGUUUCUCAACGGCGCAUCAUUAAUCAGUCUGUCAUUGAGAGGUUUUUAGAGUCAUUUGAUUCUGACUCGCUCGCGAAUGAGUGUAAUGAUGUUGAAUCAUUCGUUCUGUCUUUUAAUAAUCACUGUCUGUCAAUUUUAAACAAGGUAGCUCCUGUUAAACAGAGUGUUAUCUCUCGAGAAAAAUCGUGCCGGUGGAUAAAGGACAUUUGCUCUUUUAGAAGAACUUGCCGUAAAGCAGAGCGUUUAUGGAAAUCUACUAGCUGGAAGUACACAGACUGCAUCUUAAGGACUUGGUUUCCUCGUUGAACGAAGUGAUAAAACAAGCCAGAUCUGCUUAUUUCCAACGGUUAGUACUAUCAAACAAAAAUAAUCCAAAAAUUCUUUUUGAGACAUUUAAUAAUAUUGUCUAGCAUCUCAAAUUCAAGUGGACUCAGCAUUGGACUGCAACAAACUCCUAUGUUUUGUGAACAAGGUUCAAGAUUUAAGGGCAAACAUCUGUCCAUCUGAGGAUGUCCAGCCCAGAAAUACUUUGCUCCCAUUUCAUACCUGAUCCACCUUCUCACCUGUUACGCUUGAGGAUAUUCAGUUGUUGAUAAAAAAGAUCAAACCUUCUUCAUGUCCUCUAUUAUAAAAAAACAAAUCUAAAUCAAUCUUAGGCCCAUUUUCAAGCUAUCUUUUAUGUCCAAAAGUCGUGGCUGAGCAACUUAGCUCCUUUCUGGAGAACCAUGACUUUGAAAAUGUGUCCUAUCACUUUUAUGCGGAUGAUAUUCAGUUGUAUUGUUCUUUUUCUGAAUCUGAGAUAGGUUAUCAAAUCUGUGAGAUUGUCAGCCAUCAGAAAAUUGUUAACAAACAACUACCUUCAGCUGAACUAUAAAAAAAAAACUGAGAUGCUGAUUAUCGCCCCAGAUGAAUAAAUCCCUCAUAUUAAGCAACACCUCGGAAGCGUUCAGGGACGUUGGUGAAAAGCUGCUUCAUUUGAGGAACAUCGCGAAACUCAAAAACAUUGUAUCAAGCCCUGAUCUGAAGUUGAUUAUUCAUUCUUUUGUUUCAUCUUGUUUAGAUUACUGUAACUCUCUUUUUAUGUGUUUUAACAAGGGCUCUUUAAACCGGCUCCAGAUUAUUCAUUGAUCGUUUACCCCCGUACUCCGUGGGUCGUUCACUCGGGCCCUCAAAAAAAAAAACCUUCUGUCGGUGCCUAAGACACAU
Molecule: messenger RNA, 3298 nt
Organism: Toxotes jaculatrix (banded archerfish)
Lineage: Eukaryota; Metazoa; Chordata; Actinopteri; Toxotidae
Gene: wdr41
Product: WD repeat domain 41
Exons: 15
Coding region: 236-1588 (450 amino acids)
Biological process (GO): regulation of autophagy
Cellular component (GO): lysosomal membrane
Molecular function (GO): protein binding
Source: RefSeq, a predicted model, not a curated record